CCUCGCUCUGAAAACAUAAACUCGUGCUUGGAUGCAUUUUGCGAAUAACUGAAUAUUUGCUCCAUCUUUGGCAAACGUGAACUUUUGUGCAAGAUGCAAAAGAGAAUCAGACGAAUAUUUACCUGUGCAAAAGAGAAAGCAAGUGUUAGCUAUGCGAAAUUCGCCACGAAUGGAGGUUUCUGUGAUAUUGAUUUUAUAAUUGUCAAAGCAACUUCUCCUGAUGAUCUACCGUUGCUGGACAGAUAUGUUCUUGAACUGCUAAAAAUAUUUUCAAUUUCACCAUCAUCCUGUCAGGCAUUUUUAUUAAGUUUUACUCGACGUUUUGGCAAGACGGAAUCAUGGAGAGUUGCACUGAAAUGUCUCGUUCUCCUCCACCGGCUUCUCCGAUCAGUGCCUGAUGGAAGCCCCUUUCGUGCAGAUCUCUUAUGGGCUCGAGCCAACGGGUUAUUGUCUCUCAACCCGUGUCAUUUUCGCGACAGGUCUUCAUCGUCUUCUGAGGAUUAUACGGCAUUCAUACAAUCAUAUGCUCAUCUACUCGAUGAAGCCCUGAAUUGCGUGUCCAUUGAAAGUCAAGAAAAAGACAAACAAGAAUACGAAAGCUUUCAAGAAAAAAUGGAGGAGUUGGGAAGAAUGGUAGAGAUAUUACCUCAACUCCAAACCUUAAUAGACCGAGUCAUCAGUUGCUGGCCUACUGGUUCAGCAGCUAGAAGCUUCAUUGUCCGAUCCACAAUGAAAUAUGUUAUUCGAGAUAGUUUCAUCUGCUACACCACUUACAGGAAGGAGAUUGUUAAAGUCUUAGACAACCUAAUUCAGUUGCCUUAUCGAAAUUCCAUGGCUGCUUUUAGCAUCUACAAGAAGGCAGCCAUUCAAGCAGACCAACUCUGCAAAUUUUACGAUUGGUGCAGGUCUAUGGGAUUCUGUGGCUUUUAUGAAUAUCCCUUUGUUGAUCGGAUUCCGGAAAUACAGAUUCGUGCACUUGAAACCUUUCUUGAUGGGAUGUGGCAACUGACUGAUCAAUCCUCUUCAUCAACUGAAUCCACAUUGGCAUCUACCUCAAUGUCCCCAACUUUAACAGAGGAUGACAGUGACAAACAACUAGUUACACGGCCAGAGAGUGGCGCCUUUUCUAUCUCCGCCAAGGUUGAAGAGAAGGUCGCUGUGGAGGAGAAGACGAAAGGCGUAGAAAUGGAGCCUCUGAUACAGUGGACAGUAGAUGACAAUGUUGAUUGGGAGGAUCUUUUAGAAGCCUCCAUUAAUGCUAGCCAAUCCAUAACUUCAAGAAACUGUUACUUCCAUCCUUAUGGCUAUGCACAGGGAAAUUACUUAGCUGAUGGAUUUGUUGGCCAACCAAAUGGUUGGCAAAUGCAAGUAUACAUUUCAAAUCCUUUUUACGAGCCAGGCAGAACAACCACCACUGCCCAUGGAUCGUACCCUAGUAACCCCAUGUACCCAUGGGGUCUUUAA
Messenger RNA from Olea europaea var. sylvestris, 1464 nucleotides. Its product is annotated as putative clathrin assembly protein At4g02650. Bases 94 to 1464 code for a protein of 456 amino acids. Gene Ontology annotation, biological process: clathrin coat assembly; vesicle budding from membrane; clathrin-dependent endocytosis. The record is from RefSeq and is a predicted model, not a curated record. Gene Ontology annotation, molecular function: phosphatidylinositol-4,5-bisphosphate binding; SNARE binding; 1-phosphatidylinositol binding. The transcript has a single exon. NCBI's taxonomy places the organism in Eukaryota, Viridiplantae, Streptophyta, Magnoliopsida, Lamiales, Oleaceae. Gene Ontology annotation, cellular component: clathrin-coated pit; clathrin-coated vesicle.